This is a messenger RNA of Macroventuria anomochaeta, 564 nucleotides long. RefSeq lists its product as uncharacterized. The record is from RefSeq and is a predicted model, not a curated record. Lineage: Eukaryota; Fungi; Ascomycota; Dothideomycetes; Pleosporales; Didymellaceae. The transcript has 2 exons. Bases 1 to 564 code for a protein of 187 amino acids.
AUGUACCAGAUCUUAUUCCCGAAUGACAGUGAGGACAUGAUACCAUCGCCAUAUGUUGAUUCCAACUGGGAGCAAGGCUUUCGACUAGGAAGCAACAAUGACGAACUAGCCCGAUAUGAAGCAUUCCUACGUGAACGACUCCCUGGCGCCGUCCGCAUGGAGCUCGAAACGCUGAUCGAGCGCGACUUUCCCUACGUGGAGAGGAUCAUAAGCUCAACGAUCGAAAUAGUGCGCAAACAACAGCUCCGACUGUUCCAACUGUACACUUAUUCGCGAUUCGAAGGGGCGGAACCUUUAAACCACAACACACCACCGGUGGUCCGCGCUCUUGAUGAGCAAAUUGCUCAAGCCAUAAGCCGGAACGACAUUGGCAUCGGUCACGAUGCUUACCAGCCUACUGCAGAUCCGAGCACAGCGCACCUCUUGGACGCUCUUGCGCCCUACAAUGCCCCUCCCUAUUUGAGUGAACCAUUUGCAAAUGAUUUCGACGCUGUUCUGUUCGACAUGCAAGACUGCGGUCGACGAUCUAGCUCAAGAUUUUCAAGACUCGGCGUAUGGAAGUAA